CAGUGUCCUCUCACUGGCCUUGGCCAGCUUGGGCAAUACAGUCUACAAUCGCUAUGCUAGGGCAGCGUCACCUACAGUGUACGUGGUCGUACCAGUCUUCUGGUGUGGGCAAGAUGCUGAGCCUCCUCCCGGCAACCUCUGCACCCGCCCACACGCAGUGAUCCCUCCCCAAGGCCGGGGCUGCUCUGUACAGUAACUAUCUACAGCCCACGUUUGAGAUUUAGGAAGGAAAAGCAGACGUUCUUGGGGAUGUUCGGACAGGAGUCGCCGUCAUUUCCGUGUUGGGACAGAAUGGUUGCUGAAACUUCUACUAACACUGUUCAUUAAUAAAGAUUCUAAUUUAUCAGUAGACUAUAGACCACAUUCUAAAGGGCAGUUUGUUUGUUUUUUUAUUACACUAGACCAAGUUAUUUCACCAACCUUCUCCCUUAAUUUUAGCCUUCAGCCUUAGUUAAGCCCCGUCUCCUGACAUGUAGGAAGACCAAUCCUACCUGGGAUCGAGGGCGGGCCGGGUCAGGUACGGGCCCCGCCCCUUCCGGAUGUGUCUCGUCUCCCAGCAACCGUCCAAACUCACCAGCUUUCUUCCGCUGAGUUUCGCUGCUACAGAUUCACUCUUUUACGAUGCUCAGUGCUUCCAAGCGGAGCUCUUCUGCGCUCUCGCCAACGCCUGGGGAUAUUCACAACCUCUGCGCUUGGCUGGACCAGCUCCCACUCAGCCGCCCCAAGCGCCACCUGGCUCGGGACUUCAGUGAUGGCGUGCUGGUGGCCGAGAUUGUGAAGCACUUCCGCCCUCGGCUGGUGGAUUUGCACAGCUACGUCCCAGCCUGCAGUACAGACCAGAAGCUGAGCAAUUGGAGCCUUCUCAACAGGAAAGUCUUUCCCAAGCUGCACUUGUGUAUCUCAGAAACUGACAUCCAAAAGGUGGUCUCCAACAGGCCUGGAGUUAUCGAGUCUAUCCUGUGCGCACUGAGGGAGAAAGUGGAGACCAGCGCUGUUCGUGUACGCUCCGGCAGUGCAGCUGGAAGUGAUCCAGGACACUCUGGUGUGGAUGAUAUCCGACCUUGGGUGGGGCUUACCUCCCACCCACAUCCCACCAGGAUUCAAGAUCCUAAUGUGGAUAAUUGCAGCCUGUCAGAGCCCCUCUGGGACUCUGGUGGAGAAGAACACUACGUUCCUGAAAGCUGGAAGCAAGAUCCUGAGCUGAUGGUGUCUAUUUGUCAUUCAGGCCUACAGAGCCCUCCAACCCCCUUCAGCCCGAAGACCCUUCAGAAUCAAAGGGAUUUGGAGAAAAUGGGCUGCUGUGCUCGCAGAGGGGACCUAAUUGAAGGGCUCUGGGGUGACCUGGCCAGCACCCAGCAGCAGCUGGAGGAUAAGGAGCAAGCACUAGCUCUUCUGCAGGAGACAGUCAAGAUUUUGCAGAUGAAAGUGAUGAGGUUGGAGCACCUGGUACAGCUGAAGGACCAACGGAUCUGGGAGCUGAUGAGAUCUGGACCUGAGGAGCAUCAGCUCUGGAGGGGCCCCCAUCCAGAGUCAUUCAGACCUGGACCCUGAGCCCAGCUGGAGCCUCUCCCUAAUCGCACAGUCUCUGUGUGAGUGUAGGAACAGGUGUAGAGGCCAGAGCACCCUGGGACUGCAGACGAGUUUGGACAGAUUUGCGUUUGAUUCUCCCCAUCCCCCAGUAUUUUGUCAUCAUUACUGAUUGCUGCAUUUGUGAGGUCCUGGUAUGUGUAGUGUCUCCGGGUCGCCUUCCACGGUAGGUGGAGACUGUAAACCAUGUGGCCCCCCUGUGACAGCCACCCUGAAGUUUUCUAGAGAUCCCACCGAUGGGACCCCUGGAAGACUUGGCAGGCCUGAGCCUGCUGGACUUUUCCACUGCAGGGGGACACAAAGGGGAAGGUUUCAGGACGUGGCAAGAGGAAAGGCUGUAGGAGAGGAUGCCGUACCCCUUCUACGGUGGUCUGGGUACAUACUUUGCCCUGAAGAUUUGGGGAGCCAGGUGGACCAGAAUUCUGGGCCUGGAUGGCCACAGCAAGUUGCACUGCUCUUUGGUUCCAAGACAUGUCUGCUGCCUUUGGCCUCUGCGACAUCACAUUUCUGGACACCAACUCCAUCGCAGUGGGGUGGGCAUGCCCGGAUGCUACUUAGCUGCUCUGCUCAUCUAUUCACAGUGGGACUUACAUGGGGCUUCCUCCACUCCUCCAUAGCUACCACUGUCCUUGGAACCAACUUUCUCUGUGCCUUUAGGCCAUGGCUGGCCCCUGAAGGAUCUCAGGAAGUAGUCUCAGAAACCUCAGACUGAGGUCACAGUUUUACAACUGCCCCCAGAGUUCCAGGCACAGUUUCCUUCCUGAGUCAGAGGCGCGUCAUUAGCCGAAGGGCCCUACCACCCAUUCCACUGAGUCACUUUUCAGAGCACUAGUCAGGGAGGCAGUGUCCGCUAGCUGGCUCUGUCAGCCUUGCUCAUCUCUGGUCAGCUGAUUGGGAAAACUCGAUGCUUUGUUCCAAGCUGAGGCAGGGGACCUCCAGGAGAGUAGCCCCAAUGUUCUUCCAUUAGCCAAAGUACACUGCAGACAGAGGGGGACACCUCUGUUGCAUGUG
This is a messenger RNA of Acomys russatus (golden spiny mouse), 2598 nucleotides long. RefSeq names its product sperm flagellar protein 1-like. Gene Ontology annotation, biological process: regulation of cytoskeleton organization. Gene Ontology annotation, molecular function: microtubule binding. Gene Ontology annotation, cellular component: axoneme. Lineage: Eukaryota; Metazoa; Chordata; Mammalia; Rodentia; Muridae. The record is from RefSeq and is a predicted model, not a curated record.